GCUUCAACAGGAAAAAGCAAGAAGACAGACUCCCUGACCUAAUUCAAUCCUUUUGGCUGUUCAGCAAACUUUUUUCUAUCGCAAUUUCUCCCCCUGAAAAUUCUCUGCAAAUGGACAACAAGGAAGAGUUCCUCAAGGAAUUCGUUGACUAUUACGGCUACCCCAACGCUUCUAAAUCCAUCGACGAAAUUCGUGCCUCCGAAUUCAAGCGAUUAGAUGAUACUGUGUAUUUGGACCAUGCUGGAGCAACCCUUUACUCUGAAUUGCAGAUGGAAGCUAUCUUCAAAGAUCUUACGACUAGUGUUUAUGGAAAUCCUCAUAGCCAAAGCGAUUCAAGUUCAGCCACUGGUGACAUUGUAAAGGAAGCACGCCGACAGGUCCUUGAUUACUGCAAUGCUUGUCAAAAGGAUUAUAAAUGUAUAUUCACUUCUGGGGCAACAGCUGCAUUGAAGCUUAUAGGGGAGAACUUUCCCUGGAGCUGUAACAGCACCUUUAUGUACACGAUGGAAAAUCAUAAUAGUGUACUUGGUCUUAGAGAAUAUGCUCUCAGUCAAGGAGCUGCAGCUUUUUCUGUAGAUAUAAAUGAGGCUGUGGAUCAGGAUGGAUCAUCUCAAAAGUCUCCGACUUCAGUUCAGGUAUCACAGCAUUCAGUGCAGAGAAGAAAUGAAACUAAAGUUUUGGAAGGGGCGGUUAUAGGUGAUGCUUACAAUUUGUUUGCCUUCCCCUCUGAAUGCAAUUUCUCUGGAAUGAGAUUUAGCCUUGAUUUGGUGAAUAUUGUUAAGCAAAAUGCAGAAAAUGUUUUGGAAGGCUUGCCAUAUUCAAAGGGACGUUGGAUGGUCUUAAUUGAUGCUGCAAAGGGCUGUGCAACUCAGCCUCCAGAUUUGUCACUAUAUCCUGCAGAUUUUGUUGUCAUCUCAUUUUAUAAGUUGUUUGGCUAUCCAACUGGACUUGGUGCUCUCAUAAUUCGAAAUGAUGCUGCUAAGUUAUUGAAGAAAACCUAUUUCAGUGGAGGGACUGUUGCUGCUUCGAUUGCUGACAUUGACUUUGUCAGAAGACGAGAAGGUGUUGAGGAGCAUUUCGAGGAUGGCACCAUUUCAUUCCUUAGCAUAGCAUCAAUUCUUCAUGGAUUUAAAAUAUUGAAUUCCCUCACCACAUCUGCAAUGUGCCGGCAUACUAUGUCACUUACAAUGUUUUUGAAGAAGAAGCUCUUAGAUUUGCGACAUGAAAAUGGAGCAAGUGUCUGCACUAUUUAUGGCAAUUGUGCUCUGAAGGUUUCUAUGCAUGAAUCUGGCUCCAUUGUCUCGUUUAACCUGAAAAGACCAGAUGGCUCUUGGUUUGGAUAUCGGGAGGUGGAAAAAUUGGCAUCCUUAUCUGGGAUUCAGUUACGGACUGGAUGCUUUUGCAAUCCUGGUGCUUGUGCAAAAUAUCUUGGCUUGUCUCACUCAGAUCUUCUUUCUAACUUGGAGGCUGGGCAUGUUUGCUGGGAUGACAAUGAUGUAAUAAAUGGAAAACCAACUGGAGCAGUUAGAGUAUCUUUUGGUUACAUGUCUACUUAUGAAGAUGCUAAGAAAUUUAUUGAUUUUAUAAGAAGUUCCUUUGUAUCUAUGCCAAGCGAGUUCGAGAAAGGUUACCUGCUCAGAUCAAAGUCAAUUCCAUGUGCAAUUGAAGGCCUUGAAGAUCGGCUGUCAAGUUCCGGUUGCCGCCUUAAGUCGAUAAGCAUCUAUCCAAUAAAAUCUUGCGCAGGUUUCAGUGUGAAAAAUUGGCCUCUCAACAAUACUGGUCUGCAAUAUGAUCGAGAAUGGCUUCUUAAAAGCUUGAGUGGCGAAAUUCUUACGCAAAAGAAGGUUCCUGAGAUGUCCCUCAUUAAUACCUUCAUUAACCUCAAGCAGCAGAUAUUAUCUGUAGAGUCUCCCCAUUGCAAAAGGAAAUUGCAGAUCAAACUAGACCCUGAUUCAUAUCUUUUCAGGAAAGAAGAGUUUUAUUUGCAUAAUCUGAGAUAUGAAGUCCAAUGUUAUGAAAGCGAAAUCAAUCAAUGGUUUAGUAACGCUGUUGGUCAACCGUGCACUUUAGUGCGGUGUUACCAGUCCGAGUACUGCUUCUCUUUGAACAACAACAGAAGUGUGGGUAUGUGCAGAGAUGUGGAUAGCAGGGUGAAUUUUGUGAAUGAAGCUCAGUUCUUAUUGAUUUCCGAGGAAAGUGUAUCAGACCUCAACAAUAGACUAUCCUCAAAUACUAAAAAACUCUCUGGUUGCGGGACACCUCACGUCAACCCGAUGAGAUUUCGACCCAACCUUGUGAUCUCCGGAGGCGAACCAUAUGCUGAAGAUGGAUGGAGGAAUCUCAGAAUUGGAAACACAUAUUUUACUUCAUUAGGUGGCUGCAACCGUUGCCAGAUGAUUAAUUUUUAUCAGCAAACAGGGCAAGUGAAGAAGACAAAUGAACCUUUGGCGACUCUAGCAUCAUACAGGAGAGUCAGGGGGAAGAUUUUGUUCGGGGUAUUGCUGAGUUAUGAUCCUGGUAGUAAAGCCGAGUUGGUAACAGAUUCAUGGCUCAAGGUAGGAGAUGGAGUUUAUCCAAAUUCAGAAUAGAAAGGUGAUACAACACGAGAACAGAACAGAAGCAUGUAUAGGGUAUACUGCGUACUCCGAACACGACGUCGGACGCAUACUACAUGACAUAAACAUGGACCAGACUGGACCGGACGGCACAAAAACGAUUUUUGUUAUCGCAUUCGUAGCAAUGCGAUAAACCUCGAACGAUGGAUGAUUUCCAGAUAUCUUGUAAUAAUUAAAAUAAAGGCUUUUUUGCUUCAGUUGAUGCAAGUUUUCCGUGUGUUUCAUUGCCUUGAACCAUGUUUCUCCUCUUCCCUUUUCAUGGUUGGGAUAAAUUAGUUUUUAGUC
Hibiscus syriacus is the source of this 2900-nucleotide messenger RNA. RefSeq names its product molybdenum cofactor sulfurase-like. Gene Ontology annotation, molecular function: molybdenum ion binding; molybdenum cofactor sulfurtransferase activity; pyridoxal phosphate binding. The coding region runs from base 111 to 2588 and encodes 825 amino acids. Gene Ontology annotation, biological process: Mo-molybdopterin cofactor biosynthetic process. The transcript is spliced from 22 exons. NCBI's taxonomy places the organism in Eukaryota, Viridiplantae, Streptophyta, Magnoliopsida, Malvales, Malvaceae. The record is from RefSeq and is a predicted model, not a curated record.